AUGGCUGCAGACAAUCCACCAUACUACAUAUUAGUCUCUCACAGCAACCCUUUGGCUACUAGCUCGACAACGCUUAGCCACCCAGUCAUCGAAUAUCAUUAUGCGGACGACUCGCCACACUCCCUUCUGCCACAGUACCCGGGAGAACGCGUCCUCGUCAUAGACCAUGAUCCCAACAGGAAUGCUUCCCCAGUGACAAAGAGUUUGUCUUCAGAUAUCUCUGUGACGAAUGUGAAGAUCACUGGUGCUGCCGUCGCGGGCGGACUUGAGGAAGAACACAAGAUGUACAUCCUCGAAACGACAACUAUGCCUGAGGAAUUGAUCGAUGAUGAGGACCUUCAAACGCCCCAUAUCCUUCUGGCACGGUUCAAACAACGGAAUACUGUUAUCAGACAGGCCUUUGACUAUCCUGAGAUAGCGCGGAAUGAGCAGCAGUCCUCUACGUCACAUCCUACGACCGAUGCUUCCCCUCAGCUGUAA
Molecule: messenger RNA, 480 nt
Organism: Rhodofomes roseus
Lineage: Eukaryota; Fungi; Basidiomycota; Agaricomycetes; Polyporales; Fomitopsidaceae
Exons: 3
Coding region: 1-480 (159 amino acids)
Source: RefSeq, a predicted model, not a curated record